CAUCUUUGAAAGAUACCUUUGUAAUUUGCAUACAUGAUCCAGAAUUUAUAGUUACAUUGCAAACACAAUAUGGAAAGGAGCGACACUGAAGAGAUGAAUGCACAGGAUCGGAAACGAAAGCAGAACAGAAAAGCGCAGAAGAGAUAUCGGCAAAAGAUGAAGCAUCGACUUGAAGAGCUGGAAAAGUGGAGAGAAGUGGCCGUGGCCACGACAGGCCAAUACGUCGAUCCUGUCUUUCACGAGGAUACAAGCUUCAUCUUUCCCGCUUCGCCGAGAUUUGUCUGUAACCUGGAGAUGCAAGCAGGUGGUUUGCCUCCUGUUGAUUAUUCCAGUGCUUCUCUCUCCCCGGACCACCACCACCUAUUUUCUACGAAGUCAUUUGCUAGUACAGAAAACCCGCCGUUGAAUGAUCCCCAGAGAAAGCUGGCAUGUCCCAGAGAGGACAAUGGCAUUCUUAUGGUGGCUGACGAUGAAAGUCAUGAACAUGCCCCGAUCGUAGAAGAUCCACAAUCUCCUAUCAACUACAAACACUCGUCACCUGUAGCUGCAUUAUAUGAGAGCACAAUGCGGCGUAAUUCUGAGCCCUGUAAGGUCAAUACGAGCACCAAGUCAUGCUCUUGCAUGCCGUCAUCAGACCAUGAAGUAGUGGAGAGAUCGACGUCCACUACUACUUGUGCUUCAGCAGGUGCCACUGCGCUUCAUCUUGCGGUAGACAUGGCUAGUACGCCCAUUGUCACCGCAUUAUUGCGGAGACAAGUUGAUGCAAAUGUAAAGGAUGCUCAUGGACGAACCGCUCUACACCUCGCCGCUGGGAAACAUGAUGAAAGACUGACUCGUCUUCUAUGUAUAGCCUCGAGUUCUUGCAUAAACAGUCAGAACUAUCUUGGCGAUACUCCUCUGCAUGUAGCAGUCGCCACUGGUGAUCUCCAGAGCGUCAGAGUCCUGCUUUCUACCCCUGGAAUUGUUGUCGAUAUCAAGAACAAGUCCGGGCGGACAGCUUUACACAAUGCUGUGGUAGUGUCUAAUGAAGAAACCAUCGAAGCAUUACUCGAGGCAGGGGCUAAUAUCCAGAUUCAUGUAGGCUAAGUUAGAAGUUACUAAGUAACAAACGUUGUCUCACCACUUAAGUCAUGUCAACGGAGUUGGCGACGCCCGGACUUUGCUCGAGGAAGGUCGAAUCGAUUCUACAUAGUCCUUUGAGGGUAUCACGGGGUACGAUCGGCGGUAGAAUUCCCUGCCAGAGAUCAGUAUUGUUUGAUGCUUGCGCUCUCAGAUCAGCCUCCUCCUCGUCUGAACAGGGCAGGGUACUCCAGCUAUUGGCACUGGCCAUUUGGACUUUAUCUGAAGCAAUAAGGGGUAUUAGGUUAGCCAAUGCUUGAUGCUCUUGCAUGCAAAAGCUAAUGUGCAAGAGGCGUACUAAAGCAAGGUAGAUGUACUUCAGGAGAUCAGGAUGAUAGCGACAGUAUUAUAGGC
Pseudovirgaria hyperparasitica is the source of this 1473-nucleotide messenger RNA. Its product is annotated as ankyrin. NCBI's taxonomy places the organism in Eukaryota, Fungi, Ascomycota, Dothideomycetes, Acrospermales, Acrospermaceae. The transcript is spliced from 3 exons. Gene Ontology annotation, molecular function: DNA-binding transcription factor activity; protein binding. Gene Ontology annotation, cellular component: nucleus; cytoplasm. The record is from RefSeq and is a predicted model, not a curated record. The coding region runs from base 70 to 1086 and encodes 338 amino acids. Gene Ontology annotation, biological process: regulation of DNA-templated transcription.